GUCACUUAGAAGAGUGCACAAGUUAUCAGGAGUGCGGCUGUAGGAUAGUUCGUCUGAACUCUACUUGAAACAACUUUUGGUAGACAGCAAAUUGUUUCAAAAUGCAGUGCUGUGCAAAAUACUGGGGAUUUCUCGUCUCCAGGUCAGUCAAUCGCCUCGCGCGCUCAACAAAUCGUCAACAGUUUGAAAGACUGCUUAUUCGGAACCACCAAGUUUUUGAACCUAUUUGCGGAUUACGGACAUCUGUGGUUUUCCAGUCGAGAAAAAUUGAGAGAAUUUUGCCAAGGCAUGACGACUUUGCUGAGAGACAUAUAGGACCAGGUGAAAAGGGAAAAAAGGAGAUGCUGAGUAGUAUUGGGCUUGAGUCCAUUGAGGAGUUGAUAGAAAAGACCCUUCCAGCGUCUAUCCGCUUGCAGAGAGCUAUGAAAAUGGAUGACCCCAUCUGUGAAAAUGAAAUUCUUGAGUCUCUUCAGAAGAUUGCAUCCAAGAACAAGUUAUGGAGGUCUUAUAUUGGCAUGGGCUAUUAUAAUUGCGCCGUACCACCAGUGAUUCAGAGAAAUCUGCUGGAAAACUCAGGAUGGGUGACUCAGUACACACCCUACCAGCCAGAGGUUGCGCAAGGGCGCCUAGAAAGCUUACUGAACUACCAGACCAUGGUGUGUGACCUAACUGGAUUAGCGGUAGCUAAUGCCUCUCUCCUAGAUGAGGGUACAGCUGCUGCAGAGGCCAUGCAGCUCUGUCACAGACAAAAUAAAAGGAGGACUUUCUAUAUUGACCCACGCUGCCACCCACAGACUAUUGCAGUUGUUCAGACUCGAGCAAAUUACAUAGGUGUGAAUACUGUACUGAAACUACCCCAUGAGAUGGACUUCAGUGGGAAGGAUGUGAGCGGUGUUCUCUUCCAGUACCCAGACACAGAGGGCCGUGUUGAAGACUUCACUGCUUUAGUUGAUCGAGCGCAUAAGGGUGGAGCCCUGGCAUGUUGUGCCACAGAUCUAUUAGCCCUCUGUGUUCUGCGACCACCUGGGGAAUUUGGGGUGGAUGUGGCCCUGGGAAGUGCUCAGCGGUUUGGAGUCCCUCUUUGUUAUGGUGGGCCUCAUGCAGCCUUUUUCUCGGUCAAAGAAAACCUUGUUCGCAUGAUGCCUGGCAGGAUGGUGGGCGUGACGAGAGAUGCUGCUGGUAAGGAAGUCUAUCGUUUGGCUCUGCAGACCAGAGAACAGCAUAUUCGGAGAGACAAGGCAACUAGUAACAUCUGUACAGCUCAGGCUCUUCUUGCUAACAUGGCUGCUAUGUUUGCUGUGUACCAUGGACCGCAAGGUCUGCGGCACAUUGCUGAGAGGACUCACAAUGCUACCUUGAUCCUGUCUGAAGGGCUAAAGCGUGCAGGUCACAAACUACAGCAUGAAAUGUUCUUCGACACCUUAAAAAUCCACUGUAGUGUGGCCGCCAAAGACAUCUUGGAAAGAGCAGUUCAGCGCGAGAUCAAUUUACGAGUUUACAGUGAAGAAGUGCUUGGAGUUUCCCUGGAUGAGACGGUGACUGAAAGGGAUUUGGAUGAUCUUCUUUGGGUGUUUGGCUGUGAAUCUUCAGCUGAACUCAUUGCUGAGAAAAUGAGUGGACUAAUGAAGGGACUUCUGGGAAGUCCUUUCAAGAGGACCAGCAAGUACCUCAACCAUCUUGUGUUUAACAGUUACCACUCUGAGACCAAUAUUGUGAGAUAUAUGAAGCGUCUAGAGAACAAAGACAUUUCUCUUGUGCAUAGUAUGAUUCCACUUGGGUCUUGUACAAUGAAAUUGAACAGCUCAUCAGAACUGAUGCCAAUCACUUGGAGAGAAUUUGCAAAUAUCCACCCGUUUGUACCACUGAACCAAGCUGAAGGUUAUCAACAGCUGUUCCGUCAGCUGGAGAAAGAUCUUUGUGAGAUUACUGGCUAUGACAAGAUCUCAUUUCAACCCAACAGUGGUGCUCAAGGAGAAUAUGCUGGCCUUGCUGCCAUCAAAGCCUAUCUAAAUUCCAAAGGGGAGUCACAUAGGACGGUAUGCCUGAUCCCUAAAUCAGCCCAUGGUACUAAUCCUGCAAGUGCCCAGAUGGCUGGUAUGAAGGUUCAGGUGGUAGAGGUGGAUAAAGAUGGAAGCAUUGAUGUGGCUCACUUGAAGGCCAUGGUGGACAAACACAAGUCUAAAUUAGCUGCCAUGAUGAUCACAUAUCCUUCCACUAAUGGUGUGUUUGAAGAGAAUGUCAGGGAAGUGUGUGAGCUCAUUCACCAGAAUGGUGGCCAGGUGUAUUUGGAUGGUGCGAACAUGAAUGCUCAGGUAGGUUUAUGCCGCCCUGGGGAUUAUGGAUCCGAUGUGUCUCAUCUCAACCUUCAUAAAACCUUCUGUAUUCCUCACGGUGGUGGAGGCCCAGGAAUGGGACCUAUUGGAGUGAAGGAACAUCUGGCACCUUUUCUACCCAGUCACCCUGUGGUGCCUAUGACAUCAGGUGAUACUGUAAGCUCUUUGGGGACAAUAAGUGCUGCUCCAUGGGGUUCGAGUGCCAUCUUGCCAAUAUCAUGGGCAUAUAUAAAGAUGAUGGGUGCCAGAGGUCUGAUGCAUGCUACAGAGGUGGCCAUUCUUAAUGCUAACUACAUGGCAAAGAGAUUAGAAAGCCAUUACAAGGUGCUGUUCAGAGGAUUAAGAGGGUUUGUUGCUCAUGAAUUCAUUUUGGAUGUUCGACCAUUCAAAAAGACUGCAAAUAUUGAGGCUGUGGAUGUGGCGAAAAGACUGCAAGAUUAUGGUUUUCAUGCUCCUACUAUGUCAUGGCCUGUAGCUGGCACUCUGAUGAUUGAACCCACAGAGUCUGAGGAUAAGGCAGAGAUGGACCGGUUCUGUGAUGCCUUAAUGGCCAUAAGACAGGAAAUAGCAGACAUUGAAGAGGGCAGAAUGGACUCUCGAAUCAACCCACUCAAGAUGGCGCCACAUUCCCUAGCAUGUAUAGCAUCAUCCACAUGGGACAGACCCUAUUCCAGAGAGUAUGCUGCUUUCCCUAUGCCAUUUGUGAGACCUGAAACGAAAUUUUGGCCAACAAUUUCAAGGAUUGAUGACAUCUAUGGUGACCAGCAUUUAGUCUGCACCUGCCCACCAAUGGACACAUAUGAAUCCCCUUAUGAGGAAAGGGCUUCAUCCUAGAGUCAUUUGGGAUCACACACCCACACAUUCCUUUCAAAUAUAUUUUUUAUAAGUGUGUUGUGCAGUCUCCAUGUUCUACUUUUGAUAAAGAGAACUUGAUUUAAAAAAAUAACUUAACUUUUAAGUUUUACUCUGCAUGUAUAUAUGAUGAAUGGUUCUCAACCCUUCCCCUGAAGUCAAAAAUGACUACCGUAAAACUUCAAAUAAAAGCUGAGUUCCAAAUAGACAGUCUCUUUUACACGCCUGGUGUGGCUACAGGUUUGGAUAAAUAAAGGCCAGUCUCAAAUAAAAUACAGUAAAGCGAUUUUGGAAUGUAAAAUCCCAGGCUAUUAUUUGAAGUUAUACGGGAAUAUACAUUUCACAUACUCAUUCACAUAGCUUAUAUCUUUUUAUAAGUUUUUUUAGCCUAAUCUCAAGUAAUUUAGCUUCCUUCAAGUACAACCUGUAAAAAUAAAUAAGAAAUCUGACAAAAUGA
Molecule: messenger RNA, 3642 nt
Organism: Alosa alosa (allis shad)
Lineage: Eukaryota; Metazoa; Chordata; Actinopteri; Clupeiformes; Clupeidae
Gene: gldc
Product: glycine dehydrogenase (decarboxylating)
Exons: 25
Coding region: 102-3167 (1021 amino acids)
Biological process (GO): glycine decarboxylation via glycine cleavage system
Cellular component (GO): glycine cleavage complex; mitochondrion
Molecular function (GO): glycine binding; pyridoxal phosphate binding; lyase activity
Source: RefSeq, a predicted model, not a curated record